AUGAAUUAUGGCGUGGAGAAGUUGAAAUUGAAAUACUCGAAGCAUGGGUGUAUCACUUGUAAGAUCAGAAAGAAGAGAUGCUCUGAGGACAAACCUGUGUGCCGGGACUGCCGUCGAUUAAAUUUCCCCUGUGUCUACAUUUCAGAGUCAGUCGAUAAGCAGUCUUUGAAGAGGAUAAAAGCGGAUAUACAGCACCAGAUGAUUAACAGGAAAAGAAAGCAUGUCCCUGAUAGUGUUCAGAAAGUAGCCGUGAAAACCCUUACUCAGCAACUUGGUGGUGAUGAGCAGGACAACCAGAUAUAUUUAUCAAAACCGCUAGAGAAUUGCAUUUCUCAAAAGCUAGACUCGAUGGGGUUGCAGUUAUACAAUUACUACAGGUCUCACCUUGCAAAUAUCAUAUCUAUUGCUCCUAUGAACCAGAACUACUACCUAAACAUCUUCUUGCCAAUGGCCCACGAGAAUGAUGGUAUAUUGUUUGCCAUUCUUGCCUGGUCAGCCAACCAUCUGUCGAUAUCUUCAUCUAACGAGCUGCGAAAGGAUGAAAUAUUUGUCAACUUAGCAAACAAGUAUACAUAUAUGUCGUUAACGCACCUUAAGACAAGCGAAGAUUCGAGUGCCUAUGCCAAGCUGAGUUUUCUAUAUUCGUUAGCGCAAAUUCUAAUUUUAUGUGGUUCAGAGAUAUGCCAGGGUGACGUGAAAUUUUGGAAGGUACUGUUGAAUAUAGGGAAAAAUUUGAUAGAAAACCAUGUGGGCAGGGAUAUUUCACGAAUACUAACUACUACUACGGAGGAGCCAGCACUCGAGGAGAGGAUAAUCUUCCCCAAUUUAAAUUCUGUAGUUAAGUACUGGUUGAUCGUGAAUUUUAUAUACCAUGACAUUUUGAAUUUUAAUACGACGUCUUUUCCGAUUGAACAAUAUGAGAAAUUUUUCCAAAGGGAUCAGAACUCAUUACCUAACUCGGUCAACCUCUUGGAGCCAAUAGAUUCGCCAAUUGAGGAGAUAGAUCCCUUAAUUGGCAUAAACAAGCCUAUUUUGCUAUUGUUGGGACAAGUCACAAAUCUGACGAGGUUUUUACAGACAAUGGGACAGGAAGAGAUACUGGAACACGGUGAUAGAAUUCUGAGUUUACAGGCCAAAAUUUAUAAACUACAACCCUCACUAAUGGCACUGGACCAUUUAGAUGAUGAAAAAAAGUUUUAUUACUUAGAAUUGUUCGAAAUAAUGAAAAUCUCUACCUUAAUGUUCUUUCAGUUGACUUUGUUGAAAAUUGAUAAAGACUCGCUAGAAUUGCAGAUAUUGAAAAACAAAUUGAACUCAAAAUUAAGCAAAGUCAUCGGCACGUUUUUGGAGGGAUCUUUGUGCUUUCCACUUUUCAUUUACGGCGUAUGCAUUCAGGUAGAUGACAUAGAGAAAAAAAUAGAUUUAGAAGGCAAGUUUGACGAUAUUUUAAAAAGAUAUAAAUGCUACAAUUUCCAAAAUGCAAGGUUAUUAAUCCGGAAAAUUUGGCAAAACGAAGCUGACGGCAUCAGCGAGCAUGAUUUGGUGCACAUGAUUGAUAAAUUAGACUAUAAUAUUAAUUUUGCUUGA
This is a messenger RNA of Saccharomyces mikatae IFO 1815, 1587 nucleotides long. RefSeq names its product Uga3p (gene UGA3). Lineage: Eukaryota; Fungi; Ascomycota; Saccharomycetes; Saccharomycetales; Saccharomycetaceae. Gene Ontology annotation, cellular component: nucleus. The transcript has a single exon. The record is from RefSeq and is a predicted model, not a curated record. Gene Ontology annotation, biological process: positive regulation of transcription by RNA polymerase II. Gene Ontology annotation, molecular function: zinc ion binding; transcription cis-regulatory region binding; DNA-binding transcription factor activity, RNA polymerase II-specific. Bases 1 to 1587 code for a protein of 528 amino acids.